Messenger RNA from Macadamia integrifolia, 1396 nucleotides. RefSeq names its product protein DOG1-like 1. The coding region runs from base 348 to 1157 and encodes 269 amino acids. Gene Ontology annotation, biological process: DNA-templated transcription. NCBI's taxonomy places the organism in Eukaryota, Viridiplantae, Streptophyta, Magnoliopsida, Proteales, Proteaceae. The record is from RefSeq and is a predicted model, not a curated record. The transcript has a single exon. Gene Ontology annotation, molecular function: sequence-specific DNA binding.
ACAGCUCCAAAUCUCUCUCUCUCUCUCUCUCUCUCUCUCACAAAUAUACAGCCCACCACAAUCCCAGUAAAAGAUCCUCAAAAUCUCUCCAGUCUAUUGUACAUUGCUUAUCCUCAUCUCAUUUCUUAAUUAGUCUCUCACACUCAUACUAUGAAGCUCUCAGGUUAAUCCUCCUGAAUCCAAUCCAUCUCCAAAUAUACCACCAUCAUCAACCACAGUUUCUAUCAUACAGCCAUAUCAAAAACCAGAUUCCCCUCUCCUCUUCCAAUUUAUAUAUCCACUCAUCUCCUCUUGCCAAUUACAUGCAACAAUCCACUUAACUCUUUUCUGUGGGUGUACAUCAAUCCAUGCAACCCAUCAGUUCAGAAAAGAAGGGAAAAAAAGGUAUAGAGAUGGAGGUAACAGAAGAAGAAGAUAGAUGUCGUAGGUGUUUCAAUAGCUGGGUGAUGCAACAAGAAGUAGACCUACAAGAACUUCAAACUUUGACCCAAUACCACAAAGAUGAAGAGAAGCUAAGAAUGAUGGUAGAGAAGAACAUCCAACACUUCCAUGACUACAACCAGAAAAGAACCAUUCUAGCCCAAGACCAUGCGACAUCCUUCUUCUGCCCAUCCUGGUGCACCCCCUUCGAGAAUUCCUUCCUCUGGAUUGCUGGUUGCAGGCCUACCCUCUCCAUCCGACUCGUCUACGCCCUUUGUGGUUCCGAACUCGAAUCCCAACUCGGAGAUUUCUUCAGGGGUGUAAGGAGAGGUAAUCUGGCCGAGUUGUCAGCGCGUCAACUCAGCCUUGUCAAUGACCUUCAUUGCAACACAAUCCGGGAGGAGGACAAGCUGUCCUCCAAGAUGGCUAGCUUACAAGAGGAGAUAGCGGACCAGCCUUUGGCUCUCAUGGCCGUGGAGUCGAACCGGAUUGGAGAUACAAGCGAGCGGGUGGACCGGGUUCUUGAUGACCACUCGCUUGCCUUGGCUCGUAUCUUGGAGGAUGCCGAUAAGUUGAGGCUGCGAACGUUGAAGGCACUGACCAACAUCUUGACCCCACUGCAGGCCGUUGAUCUUCUGGUGGCAACUGGGAAGCUUCAUCUAUCCCUUCAUGAAUGGGGCAAGAAAAGGGAGUCUAGGGAGCGUCAGAGCAGAAGCAUCUCCUGCUCAGCAGAGUGAAGAAGCUUAAAAGAGAAUCUUACAUAUAUAUAUAUAUAUAUUUAAGUUUUUUCUUUUAAGGUACUAAACCAUAUAUGUUAAGUUUAUGAGCUUAUAUUUUCUUAAUAUUAUUACUGCCAUAUUAUUAUUAGGUUGUAUGUUCAUAUAUAAAAUAAUGUAAACUAAUAUGAAGUUCAUUAGUUUGUGUAUUUGCCAUAUGGUGAUGAAAAUAUAAAUUUACUGCCAUAUUAUUAUUAUAA